GCCCGCCGCACCCAAUAAGAAAGCUGCACCCAAGAAGCCCGCUGCCCACCCAAUGUACAAGGACAUGAUUGCCUCUGCCAUCUCGGAACUCAAGAACAAGGGAGGAAGCUCAAAGCUUGCCAUCUCCAAGUACAUCGUCAGCAACUACAACGUCGGUGACAAGAUUGAUUCUCACCUCAAGACUGCCCUUCUCCGAGGGCUCGCUUCGGGAGCUCUGGUCAAAAAGACCGGACUCGGCUGUUCUGGUUCAUUCAAGCUGGCCAAACCUGUUACUGCACCCAAAAAGGCUGCACCCAAGAAGAAGAAGCCCGUCACCCCAAAGAAGAAAGUCGCCCCCAAGAAGAAGGUAGCCCCCAAGAAGAAGGUAGCCCCCAAGAAGGCUGCAACUCCCAAAAAGAAGGCUGCCACUCCAAAGAAGAAGGUUGCACCAAAGAAGAAAGCCAAAGUAACCCCCAAGAAGAAUCCUGCCCCCAAGAAGAAGAAGCCCGUCACCCCCAAGAAGAAGGUCGCCCCCAAGAAGAAGGUAGCCCCAAAGAAGAAGGCUGCCACUCCCAAGAAGAAGGUUGCACCAAAGAAGAAAGCCAAAGUAACCCCCAAGAAGAAGCCUGCCCCCAAGAAGAAGAAGCCUGCUGCCAAGAAGGUAGCAAAGAAAGCCAAAUAAGCGCCUCGCCCCGCUUUUUUGCUUUCCCAAGGCCUCGGGGACCCGAUGUCCCGGUACGAGGUUUUACCCCUAACGGCUUUCAUA
This is a messenger RNA of Bolinopsis microptera, 745 nucleotides long. Its product is annotated as histone H1-delta-like. The record is from RefSeq and is a predicted model, not a curated record. Lineage: Eukaryota; Metazoa; Ctenophora; Tentaculata; Lobata; Bolinopsidae. Gene Ontology annotation, molecular function: structural constituent of chromatin; DNA binding. Gene Ontology annotation, cellular component: nucleosome. Bases 53 to 661 code for a protein of 202 amino acids. The transcript has a single exon. Gene Ontology annotation, biological process: nucleosome assembly.